Belonocnema kinseyi is the source of this 2139-nucleotide messenger RNA. RefSeq lists its product as uncharacterized. The record is from RefSeq and is a predicted model, not a curated record. NCBI's taxonomy places the organism in Eukaryota, Metazoa, Arthropoda, Insecta, Hymenoptera, Cynipidae. Gene Ontology annotation, molecular function: nucleic acid binding. Bases 1 to 2139 code for a protein of 712 amino acids. Gene Ontology annotation, biological process: DNA integration. The transcript has a single exon.
AUGUGGUUAGAGUAUAAGAAGCAAUUGCCUUUACUUAAUACUGUGAGAUACCAACGAUGUAUAGUUCUCAAUUCUUCGAUUGACAGCCAAUUGCAUGGUUUUUGCGACGCGAGCGAGAAGGCGUACGGUGCUUGUUUGUAUCUUCGUUCGACAGAUAAUCGCGGAAAUUACCAUUGUGAGCUCAUAUGCUCUAAAUCACGCGUCGCUCCGCUCAAAACAAUGACCUUGUCAAAACUCGAGUUAUGCGCCGCCGCACUACUCGUUCAGUUAUUUAAUUCCACGAUUCGCUCUCUUCAGAUAGACUUUUCGAAGAAGGUUUUUUGGUCAGAUUCGACGAUCGCGUUAAAUUGGAUAAAUUCUCCACCUCACACACUAUUAACUUUCAUAGCUAAUCGAGUUUCCGAAAUUCAAGCAACGACUAAGCCUACAGACUGGCGACACGUUCCCACUCUCGAUAAUCCCGCGGAUUGUAUAUCGCGCGGUCAAGGUCCUCACGAUUUUUUAACUAACACUCUUUGGACACACGGUCCGCAGUGGUUGAGUUGUCACGAAAACAAUUGGCCUCAAUUUGAUUUCAAGCUUUCAGAGGUCCCAGAAAAACGUUCACCAAAAACCGUGGUAUCGUUUAAGAUUACUCAAGCAGGUAUUAAUAUUAUCAUAAAAUACAGCAACUUUAAAAAACUACAACAUGUCAUCGCGUAUUGCGUGAGAUUUAUCAGAAAUGUAAAGAUUAGAGUCAAGACUUCUAGACAAAUGGGUCCACUUGUACCAAACGAGCUCAAUUCAGCAUCACGUAUAAUAUUAAAAUGGACACAAUAUGAGGUUUCUUCUUCAGAAAUCCGGGCUUUAUCUAAAGGUAAACAAGUGGAUCAGAAAAGCAGUCUCUUCCGGUUGAAUCCAUUUUUAGACGAUGGUUUAAUUAGGGUCGGCGAAAGAUUAGAUCGGGCCCCGAUCCCUGAGUCCCAAAAACAUCCGAUCAUUCUCCCUAAAAAUCAUCACGUCACGAAAUUAAUCAUCCGGGAUGAACAUCUUAAAAAAUUACAUGCUGGAAUGAAUGCAACAUUGUACGGAGUUCGAGAGACGUAUUGGCCUAUUGAUGGACGAAAUGCGACUCGACUCAUUAUUCGAGAAUGCGUCACGUGUUUCCGAGCGAAGCCACGUGAAGUAAACUAUUUAAUGGAAAAUUUACCGAAAACUCGACUUUCAUUAACACAACCUAUUUUUGAUGUGGGCGUUGACUUUUGUGGUCCAUUUUACACAAAGGAGCAUCGUCAUCGCAAUAGGACAAAAAUAAAAACGUACGUAUCGGUGUUCGUUUGCUUUGCUACAAAAGAUGUUCAUUUGGAAUUAGCAAGUGACCUAACGACAGACGCGUUCCUCGCCUGCUUAAAACGCUUCUUUGCACGUCGCGGAAUUGCACAAUCUAUGAAUUCAGACAAUGCUAAGAACUUUGUUGGAGCGAACAAUGAUUUAAAGAAAGUGUCGAAGCAGUUAACUGAAAUGAUUGAAAGUAAUAAAGAUCAGGAAUUUUUAUCAAGUAAGGAAAUUAAUUGGCGUUUCAUACCGCCUAGAGCACCUCACUUUGGAGGUCUUUGGGAGGCUGGGGUAAAAUCCUUCAAGUAUCAUUUUGUUCGAAUAGCUGGAAACACAUUGCUCACGUAUGAACAACUGCAUACAUAUGUCAUUGAGAUUGAGGCAAUCCUCAAUUCGCGUCCUCUCACCCCAUUGUCUUCCGAUCCUAACGAUAUCCUCCCACUCACUCCAGCUCAUUUCUUGAUUGGGAGUUCUUUGACUGCUUUACCGCAAGAAGAUUUACGUCUUGUUCCAGAAUACCGCCUAAACUGUCGGGACUUGGUUCAACAAAAGAGACAGCAUUUCUGGAACCGAUGGCAAAAGGAAUAUUUAAAUGAGAUGAUCGCACGCAGCAAGUGGCAAUCGACGACUCACCAAGACAACAUCGCUAUCGGGACUCUUGUGGUUGUCAAGGAAGACAAUCUCCCCCCUUUGAAGAGGAGUCUCGCACGCAUCAUCGAGAUUCACCCUGGACAAGAUGGAAUCGUCCGAGAAGUAACUUUUAAGGGUAAAUCUGGUAUCGCUAGAAGUGCGUUGAAAACAUUGUAUCCAUUACCCAUCGACUAA